Molecule: messenger RNA, 1116 nt
Organism: Angiostrongylus costaricensis
Lineage: Eukaryota; Metazoa; Nematoda; Chromadorea; Rhabditida; Metastrongylidae
Source: the annotation of a GenBank genome assembly
AUGGAUGGCCGUCAGUACCUUAAGAGCUACUACUACCCAGCUAGAUCGAAAACGAAGAAGGAUUGUCAAACUGACUCCGAAACGUCAGAAUAUAGUCUCUCAACAACACAUAAACAUGUUGAGCAGGAAACUCAUCAUUCUCAAGUGCAGGCAUUACAAACCAAUCGGAUAGCAUCGUAUCCCUUUAUGGAACACCAACUUGCACCGAAACCAGCCGUAGAAAAGCCUUUUAUUGAAUCAUCAUACUGCCAAACUUUGAACAGCUACUCCAUCGACUAUUUCAUGGAAGGUCGUCCGAAAACCAGUCGUGUUGAAUCUGACGUGAACAUCCAUACAAUCGCUCCACAUCACCGCUACCAGACUGUUCAAGAAGCACUGGAGCAUCCUACAGCAGAUAAACCAAAUGGUGCUUGCGUUCAAGCGCUCACAACACUAUGUGACACAAACCUUGAUGAGAAAAACAACGCAAAGACAUAUGAGAUGUCGGAAUACGCAUGGCAACGUCACGACGAAGAAGCUGCGGCACAGUAUGCUCUUCCAUAUCAGCGUCACAGUGCAACUGGGAAAAAUAACGAGGUCGGGAUGGACCAGGCCCAGCCUCAACAUAAUGAACUACUGCCGACCAACCCUGCUGAGGAAUUCAGUGUGCCAUGCAGUAAGACAUGUAGGGAGGAGGAGAGCGUGUACUCGAAAUACAUUGGAAUUCCCAACGACCUCUUCCUUGCCUACCGAUCGAAACCCUUCAUCACCACAAGCCCCUACAAGCCAACACCAAGGUUAACUGCCCAGCCGCCGUCCAAGUAUGCAAUCUGUAACGUCGAUUCUAGUGUGUCUGGCCUUACUCAACAUCUAUCGUCGAAUGCAGUGGAAAACGAUGAAAUGCGUUUUAAUGAAAAAGCUGAUGAGAUUCGAUCACAUCUUCCCGAUUUCUCGACUGAAAUCGAACUAGAACUCACAGACAAAACGGCUGCGACCCAUUAUCGUGUUGCUGAACAUUGCGCUCCUCAGCACUCCGCAGUCGGGAAAGCGCUCACUCAUGUCAAACCAGCUGCGGUGUUAUCAGAGUAUCAAGUCGAAGAUCUCAACGACCUCACCUCAUGUGUCGAUGCGCUUUGA